Messenger RNA from Diversispora eburnea, 230 nucleotides. Lineage: Eukaryota; Fungi; Glomeromycota; Glomeromycetes; Diversisporales; Diversisporaceae. The record is from the annotation of a GenBank genome assembly.
AUCAUAGCCUUUAUUUUUGGUUGGAAGUUGACAUUGGUUGUUCUGGCUACAGUACCAGCUUUUAUUAUUUCAGCAGGACUACAGAUGAGAUCUAUUGCUGGUUUUGGUGAAAAGACACGAAAAGCAUAUGAAGAAAGUAAUGAAAUCGUUCAACAAAGAAUCAUGAUAUCCUCUCUUGGUUUUGGAUUUGCUCAAGGGGCUUUGUUUUUCAUUUAUGCUUUAGCAUUUUG